AUGUCGUUAAAGGCAAUCUCCGCCAAGGAUGCUGCCUCUCUGGACAAAGACCUCAUGGAAAUGGGCGGGUGGUCUCUAGACCAACUGAUGGAACUAGCCGGCCUGUCCGUAUCGCAAGCAGUCUGGCGCAUCCACCCCCUUUCAGCAGGAAAGAAUGUCCUAGUAGUCUGCGGACCAGGAAACAAUGGUAAAGCUCCCCCCAUCCACCUAGCUUCAGGCGGCGAUGGCCUCGUAGCCGCAAGACAUCUAGCCCAAUAUGGCUACAACCCCUCAAUCUACUACCCGAAACAAGGCAAAAACGAACUCUACACCCGCCUACGCACCCAACUAGAAAACCUCUCUAUCCCAUUCAUAACCGACGACAACUUCAAAGCCGCACUAGGAGAAACAUCCUUCCUAAUCGACGCAAUCUUCGGCUUCUCAUUCGGCGGCCCCCCUUCGCGAUCCAUUCCCAGCCAUAAUUUCACAAAUCGAAGAGUCAAAUGUCCCUGUGCUUAG
This is a messenger RNA of Penicillium cosmopolitanum, 498 nucleotides long. Its product is annotated as NADHX epimerase. Gene Ontology annotation, molecular function: NAD(P)HX epimerase activity. NCBI's taxonomy places the organism in Eukaryota, Fungi, Ascomycota, Eurotiomycetes, Eurotiales, Aspergillaceae. Bases 1 to 498 code for a protein of 165 amino acids. The record is from RefSeq and is a predicted model, not a curated record. The transcript has 4 exons. Gene Ontology annotation, cellular component: mitochondrion.